UUGCCAAAAGAGCACGAGCAGGGCGACUUGCAGGGGAGCAAUAGAGGAACAAAUUCCAAGAUCUCUGUUGGCUUUGUGCUGAGACAGGUGGAUGUCAGCAUUGUCCGCCAUGGCGCGUCGUUCUCCUCUCUUCGUCGUUCUGCUCACUGUCCUGCUAUGCGUGCCUCAUUCUUUUGCCGUUAGGUCGCUCGUGCAGGUCGAGCAGCAGGCGGCGGUGCAGCAGCCAGCAGAUUCGCAGGCAACCCUCCGACCGAAGCCGAAGCCGACUCCCACCAGCAGUCAGAGCAGCGUUCUAGGGGAGCUCGCCUCAGACGCAGUGAAAGCGGCGAACGAAGCUCGUGCGAUCGCGGAUGAGGUUAUAGGAGAUGCUUCUGCAGCGGCAGGAGCAGCAGCAGGAGGAGCAGUAACAGACACAGCAGCCACAGCAGUCACAGCAGUUACAGAAGCUGCAGCAGACGCUGCAGUGGCAGCAGCAGCGGUGCCAACUGUCACUGGUACAGGAGCGGCCAUGGUGCUAGGGACCGAGGCGGUGGACGGUAUUGCUGACGUGGCAGGCGCAGGCUCCGGCGCCGAAGCUGCCGACGCCGUCGCGGGUGUAGCAGCUGCUGACGUGGCGAGCGCCGCGACGGACGCCGCUACCGACGUGGCAGCACAUGCCGCGGAAUCGGCCGCCGACGAAGCAUCUGACGCAGAAAAGGAUAUCGACGACGUUGAGAAAUCAGGAAAGAAUGCCGAGAAUGCCCUCCUAAAGGAUGCGGAGUUAGUCUGGCAUCGCUGCGUGGAGUCUGAGAAGCUGGGCGAGGUGUGCGUGGGGGUGUUCGCGGACUCGCAGCAGGAGCCGCCGCUGCUGUUCGCGGAGAUCAGCCUGAGGAACCACACGUUCCUGGUGCCGCUCGCCAAGGCCAAGGCGUGUCUGGACGACCAGCUGCUGCUGAACCUGCUGCUCCACGACCCCAAGCUCGCCCCGUUUGCUGAAGCGAUCAAGGCCAUCAUGGUCAUGGAGAAGCUAGCUGCAGCUGAUGUGAUCAGGGAGUGCGUACUCUUUAACAACCUCUCCGUUACAGUGGACAAACCCAACGACUGCAUGUAUAUAUCAGCCUGUCCACGCCUCUGCUCCCGCCUGGGCUGCCACCACAACCACUGCCUCUAUUCCAAGGACAAGGAGUUUGAGUGCUUCAAGGUGCGCGUGCCCCUGCUCAGGCACCGCCAGGGUGUUGAUGUCGCUGUGCGCUAGAGUAUUCACAUGUGUUGGAAAUAUCUCAAGGACUUAAGCGUUUCUGAAGUGUAACACCACACUCGAGGAAGAUCGUAACGGGUACACGAGUCAACGGAGGUUACACGAGGGAAUGGACAAAGAACACGAAAGGACUCGAAGGGUUGCAACCGGAGGUUGCAACUGACCGUUACAACUACAAGGAUGGUAACCGAAGCGACAAUCGAGUCGCUGUGCGACUCGAUAACCGCCCUUUCAAAUGUAUUCUACAACUGCUUCACUUUCCUACUUUCUAUAUAUUGCUGUAUGCUUGCUCUUUUAAUCAAUCACUUUGUAACACCACACUCGAGGAAGAUCGUAACGGGUACACGAGUCAACGGAGGUUACACGAGGGAAUGGACAAAGAACACGAAAGGACUCGAAGGGUUGCAACCGGAGGUUGCGACUGACCGUUACAACUGCAAGGAUGGUAACCGAAGCGACAAUCGAGUCGCUGUGCGACUCGAUAACCGCCCUUUCAAAUGUAUUCUACAACUGCUUCACUUUCCUACU
Molecule: messenger RNA, 1765 nt
Organism: Closterium sp. NIES-67
Lineage: Eukaryota; Viridiplantae; Streptophyta; Zygnematophyceae; Desmidiales; Closteriaceae
Source: the annotation of a GenBank genome assembly